Prorocentrum cordatum is the source of this 914-nucleotide messenger RNA. NCBI's taxonomy places the organism in Eukaryota, Dinophyceae, Prorocentrales, Prorocentraceae. The record is from the annotation of a GenBank genome assembly.
AGCCGCCUCGAGCGGGCGCCCUCCACAAGCAGGGCGUGCCUGCCCUCCGCCGCCGCGCCGCCCCGCCGCAGCCGCCAGCGGAGCACGGGGGAGACGCGCCCGCCCGCGAGUGCGGCCGCCAGCCGGCUUUUUGGCGCGCCCGUCCGCGCGCGAUGGCCUCGGGUGCGCAGGACGCCCCGGACGCCGUGUCGCUCCUGCGCGCCGGGGAGGGCGAGGCGGCGGAGCACGGCGGCGCUGACCGGAGCGGGCAAAGUCUUACCGCCGGCAGCGCGAGGUUCAGGCCCCCCGUGCUGAUCGCGCUCGUGGCCGCCGGCGCGGUCGCGCUGUGCGUGGCGCUCUACCCGGUGCCCUCCAAGGGCGCCAAGCCGAAGGGGGCCGCCCUGCGGCACCUUCAGGACGACGGCUUCUGCAACUCCCAGGUGAGCGGCGGCUACGCGCAGAGCUACGCGUUCCAGCUGCCGGCCGAGUGGCAGCAGAAGUGCACGGGUCAGGUCGCGAGCACCGUGCAGGCGCCGCCGACCGAGACGCAGUUCAACACCCAGAGGAACUGGUGCUGGCACUGGAUGAAGCACAAGGGCUGCAAGGACGUCAUCGCGUCCAAGAAUUGGAUGGAGGCCCAGCAGCUGACCGCGGGCAUGGGCCUGUGCCCGCCCUACGAGGAGGCGCCGAUCGAGCCCGUGACCAACGCCGAGCUGUGCUCCGACCCGGGCCUCGGGCAGCUCGACGACGCCGCGGCCGACGCCGCCUCGGCCCUGGAGCGUGGCUGCAGACGAACGUGGCGGUCUACGUGCUCAACCUGGACACGGACACCGAGCGCCUGGCGGCGGUCACGGCCAACCUGCAGGGGCUGGGCAUCGAGUUCGAGCGGAUCCCCGGCCUGGACAUGAGGGGCGAGGGCGCCUUCGAGCAGGCGG